This is a messenger RNA of Chara braunii, 795 nucleotides long. Lineage: Eukaryota; Viridiplantae; Streptophyta; Charophyceae; Charales; Characeae. The record is from the annotation of a GenBank genome assembly.
UGUCUGCAUCUGUGUGCUAGCAAUCGUGACCGUGGGGGAAAUGGGAGAGAGGGAGCGUUGAUUCUUCAUCCGUUGACGUCGACGUCCCAUCCCCCGCCUCUCUCUCUCUGUCUCUCUCUCUUAUAUGUAUAUAUAGCAAGCCUUCCAUAAGACAGUGGUUGUGGAGAGAGAGAAAGUGGAAGGAGAGAGACGAGGGCAGAGGAGUGUAGACUUUACCGAGAUCAUCGCUCCGCUCCAGACAAUUAACGUGGUCGUAUCGAAGUAUUGCUAGAAACGAAGAAGGGAAAAGGAGAAGGAGAAGGAGAAGAAGAGGAGGAGAAGAGAGAAACAAGAGACGUCAACGGAAAACCACCUGAAGCCAUGGCGGCGUAUGCUGACAACGUGCCAGCUGGCAUCGCUGAGGGGGAGGUGAGAGAGAGGGAACUGGAAGGAGGGCCAUCGGUGGGUGUGGAGAGGAGGAGGAUCCCCUCUAGUCGAUCAGGGUGGGCAGGUGCAGAUGUUGGGAGCAGGAGGGGGCUGUAUAAGGUGGAAAGAGGGGAGCGCAAACGUGCGGGCAUGUUUAUCUGUAUUGAGCUCUUCUUCCGCUUCAUGCAGAUGGCCUCCGCUGCCAUUGCCAUCGCUGCCCUCGUCACUGCUGGUCAGGCCGGCUUCCAUUUCCAGAACUAUCAAGCCUUCUGCUACCUGCUGGCAGCGGCUACUGCAGCCGGGGCCUGGGCCACGGGGGGGUUCUUGAUUGAUCUGGGGAAGCUGUUGCCGGACUGGGCGGCUUUGCACAUUGGCUUUCUGCUCGACUUG